UCUUCCUUUCCCUGUACUACCCCAGCAUAUUGUCGACGCUGAGCGAGUGCUUCUAGAUGGGUUAUCGCUUAUCUUGCAAAGCAGAGUCCGCCAUUGCCGUCUGCGAUCCCUACAACUGGGACCGAAAGAAGAAGAAGAAGCAGCAGCAGCGACACCGAAGUAAUAAUGUGAGAAAGUUUUCCUACGCUGAACUAGAGUCCGCCACCGGAGGCUUCUCUUCGUCAAGCUUCCUUGGUAAAGGCAGCCAUGGCACUGUUUACAGAGCGGUCAUCGACGGCGGAAACCUCAUCGCCGCCGUCAAAAAGACAAGAACCGCCGCAACAGCUUUUGUUCAAGACGAUAACGCCAACAACAGCCCAGCAGACAACGAGAUCGAAAUCCUCUCCAGAAUCCGAAGCCACCGCUUUGUGAAUCUCUUGGGUUACUGUCUCGAUCCUAAAGAGAAGAAGAAACUACUGGUGGUGGAGCUCAUGCCCAACGGGUCUCUCUACGAUCUCCUUCAUUCUACCAGCCUUCGACCGCCCGGUUGGUCGAAGCGAAUCCGGUUGGCCUUACAGACCGCCAAGGCGGUCGAAACUCUGCACUCUUCGAACCCGCCGGUUAUUCACAGAGACAUAAAAUCCUCCAAUGUUCUCCUCGACGGCAAUUGGAACGCUAGGUUGGGUGAUUUCGGGUUGGCGCUGAGGGGACACGUGGAGGAUGUAAGGAUAAGAUGUACGCCCCCCGCGGGCACGUUAGGCUAUCUGGACCCUGGCUACAUUACGCCGGAGAACCUCAGUAGCAAGAGCGAUGUCUUCAGUUUUGGGAUUCUUCUGUUGGAGAUCAUCAGUGGCAGAAACGCCAUUGAUAUGAACUAUAGCCCUUCGUCGGUGGUCGAUUGGGCUUUACCGUUGAUUCGAAAAGGUAAGUUCACCUCGCUUUAUGAUCCUCGGAUUGGGCCGCCGGAGGAACCGUCGGUGGUAAUGGACCUGGCGUUGUUGGCCUCUCGCUGUGUUGCGUCGGAUGUAGAGAAGAGGCCAGCCAUGGCGGAGGUGGUGGGUUGCCUUAGAUUAGCUUGCAAGAGAGUGAACUCGAUUUCGCCAAUUUGGAGGAAUAUUAGGCGGUUGAUGGUGAAACCGUCGCUGUCGAUGGGUGCCCAGGUGUUUGAUGUGGAGGUUGAGCUUGAUGAUGUAGCCAAGAGCUCUAGACAUGGUAGUCGAAAUUCUUCAUUGAUGAGGAGCAGAAGAGUGUCGAGUGUUCAGCCCAGUAUGGAUUUUGUGAUUGAAUUGAGUGGCCCAGUGAGAAAGCGUGCCUGCCGGUCCAAAUCGAUUGGUUCUGCUACAGAGAGGAAAAUGGGGUCUAAUGGUAAUUUCUCGGUCAACCAGCAGCUUGCACUAGUUCGGAGGCGAUCUGGGUUUGUUCUUAGGAUGCCUUAUGUGAGAUUGAACAAAUCCAAGUCUAUGCCCUAUGGGGGUACUGCAAGCUCCAUAAGGAGGGACUGA
Molecule: messenger RNA, 1481 nt
Organism: Telopea speciosissima
Lineage: Eukaryota; Viridiplantae; Streptophyta; Magnoliopsida; Proteales; Proteaceae
Product: serine/threonine-protein kinase-like protein At3g51990
Exons: 1
Coding region: 57-1481 (474 amino acids)
Biological process (GO): protein phosphorylation
Molecular function (GO): ATP binding; protein serine/threonine kinase activity
Source: RefSeq, a predicted model, not a curated record